AUGGAGAGGAUCCCCGCUGCCUGCGCCAUGAACUGGAGUAUCGAGCUUGAGAAAGGCAUUCGGUCAAGAAGACAAGGUCCGUACUGUUUGAAGUCGAUCUCCACCUUGUUCUCUCGGGGCGAACUUGGAUAGCGGCGUGAAAGGAUCUUGGCGUUCCGUUUUGUGCUUUCCCUUGGUGUUUCUCUGUGGACGCUUCACCCGACUAAGCGUUCCUGCUUCUUGAUCCUUCCUGAAAUAGUCUUGAGUAUGCGGUUUUUCACUGGUGACCUCGGUUUUCACGAAGAGAGAACGGGUUAGAAUAUUCGCAUUUGUUUUUUUUCGUUCAGAUUUCCAUCUGAAAUAAAAUCAGUCUGGUUUCAUGAUAUUAUCAUGCAAGCAGACAGACUUAUCUUAUUGGCCGGUUCUAGUUUCUACGAUCACAGCAUAAGAAAUUGUCAAUUCCCAACUUAAGUCUGCUUUUUCUGUGCGUGUAAGCAUGAUAUGGUCCGCUCUUAUUCCUUGGACUGAAAGGUUUUUAUUUUUUUGAGUCUGCUGGGAGGUUGACAAAUUGUUAUGUUCUUGUUCAAUCGGUUCAGGCCAUCCCGAAGAGGUGAUAGAGCAGAUUGGACCCAGACUUCUCUCGUGGAGCCGGGAAUCAUGUGCCACUUUGUCUGCGUCAAAGAUGUACGAUUUGAUACCUGGGGAGGAGAGAAGUUUUGCAAACACGAUUCUUACACGGCUUGUGGAUGCUUUUCGCUCUGGCAAUAACCGGAUGAGAUCUUCCAUUUUGAAGGUUUUUCUGUUGGAGUUAAAGCACAUUAAGGACAAGGGUAAGAGGUAUAAUGGCAUUCUCUCGAAGAAAAGGUUACCAAACUACUUAGAAUUGUUAAAAAGGCUGUGGUUGGUUUUUGAUACUGGUGAUGUCGAAGCAAGAGCGUUAUCAUUACGCCUUUUGGGUUGUUGGGCUCCCUUAACACAUGAUAAUGCUGAUGUGCAGAAUAUAGUCAUAUCGAGCUUGCAGUCAAAGCAUGUUUUGGAGGUGGGAUGAGUAUGUUCUUAUAGUAUUCUUUUCCCUAACCAGAGGUUUUGAAAUGUAUAGAGAACUUUAUAACAUACAAUAUUAUUCGUUCUAAUAUAUUGUAUGCAAUAUUUCCAGGUGAAAGCAUCUCUAUUUGCUUGUGGGUGUCUAUCUAUAUUGUCAGAGGAUUUUGUUCGCAUUAUCCUUGGCAUAUUGGUAGACGUUUUCUGCUCGGUGACGGUUCCAUUAGAUGUAAAGUUUGCCACAGCUCGUGCUUUCGGUGAAAUUCAAUGCUCUUCACUCCUGGCCUGUAGAGCCUACAAGGUGCAGAAUUUCAACAGUGUAUUAUGUGAUUUGAACAUCUAGUGAACAAGUUUCCAUUCUUUGAUGGGCCUUGCGUGUCAGAAUAAUUAUUGAAAAACAUUUUCUGUUCUGAGUUGCCUGAACAUCUGCAUUUUGUAUCCUUCACUGAGUCUGUUUCUUCUCAGAUGAAGCUAUUCUUGGCUUUGGUUUCUUUGAGUUGCAUAACAAUAAGAUAUUUUUGGGCAUUUGAACUCGGAUUCAUUCAUAUGAUCAGCUUGCUAUGUGCCAUUGUUUAUGAUGAUGCGAUGAAAGCUGUCAAGGAAAGUUUGUGUCACCAUUAUAAUUGUGCACACGGGUAACUUCGAUGUUGAAGACUCCAUAAUGGGGCUUGAAUAAGUUAUAUGGUCUGUACAAAUUAUAACAGCAACUGAGUUAUUAAUACUCUUAUAAUCUUUGAAAGUGGAGGACACUCACCAAUUAUUAAAUGAAAGGAUUUAAGGAAAAUACUUAUCUGGGAAGAUCACCACAUCGUGAUGUGUUUAAAUGUAAGCAAUCUUCCUUUAAAAUUAUUAUGGACCGAUGAUUCUGCACACCAUAUUAGAAACCUCACUAUUCAAGGACAAAUAAACUUGGAGAAAUGGCAACAUUAUUUGCUGAAAAAUUCGAAUGAGUGGUGGCAGUCAUGCCCCUGGAGUGAUGUUGUUGGUGAUGUAUUAAUUUUUGCAAAUUUGGGUGGGAGGACAGUUAAUUUCAGUUUUCAUUUCUGUUUGGCAUGUAACAUAUUGAAUGAAUGUUUUGGGAAUUUGCACUUGGAGUGAGGAAUUCGAAGCCAACUCAUAGAGGAAGGUUAGUUGUGUCAUACGAAAAAUUAUCAGGAGAAGCAAUAGUUCAAUAUAUAGAGGGAUUUGUUGACCAAACCCGAUGUGCGAACUAGCAGUUUUAGUUUUUUUUCAGUCAUAAUCUUUAAGAGGUUUAUGAGGAAGGUUUUAGGGAGACACCAGCUGCUCUAUUUAGCAGUAUAUGUGGAUUUUACUCAAAUACGACCUGCAUAUGUUGACACAUAUUCUCACUAGAGAGUUCAACACUUCUGAUGUAGUCCACAUUGGCAACAUUGGUUUUUAUUUGGAAAUUGUAGGUAUCAUGUUAAUUCUAAUUUUGCAUGAUGCUUCAUGAGAUUUCUGUUGUGCUUUGGGACCAAGAAUGAUGCUAAGUUCAUAGUCUCAUUCUUAUUUUUUAUAAAUAUUUGCUGUGUUGCAUUUUAUCUAUGGGUUCCUGUUUUUGGUUGUUAGAUGUAUAAUAGACAGUCAAUUCCAUAGAGCAAUCAAUUUGGCUUAUCAUCCUUUGUUUCAACAACUCAUGAUACGCCUGUAUCUUGACGGUGGUGGAAUACAUGUUGCAGAUCUGAACUGAUUGUUGACUUCAGAAGAUAAUAUUUGUCAUAUUAUAACUAUUUAGUACCUUAAUCAUGUCAUUUAAUGUCAGAUUCGUUAUAUUCUGAUUGUUUAACAUUUUCUUUCUAGAGUGGUAAAAAUCUGGUGCAGGGUGUACACUUAGAGGGCUAUAGAAUUGAAUUGCUCUCCUCUCUGACAAGGCUUGCUGUCAAGUCUGUUAUUUUAAUUCCUGAGCAGGUACCUACCCAAUUUGCCUUAGACCACUAUAAAGAAAACUUUCCGUUUUCCCCGAUUCAUUCUGCUAACUGUUAUACUUUGAAGUGAUUUUACAAUUCUAUUUUUCAUCAAAGGAUUUUUUAUGAGAACCAUUUAACUUGUCGUAAUAAUCAAGAAAAGAGACAAAGUUUAUGCUCUGAAACAGUUGGGAGGAUAGCAACCAAAUGUGCAUAUUAAUCGGCGUAAAGCUUGUGAAGGUAUUGCAAGAAGAGCUUGAUGGGAGGUUCUUCAGAAGUACUCGUCGAGACUUCCAGGUUGCGUUUGAGGGAGUUCAAGGGGGCUAGUAACAUCCUUUUUCCAAGGGGACACCACUGAUGUAGAAGGCAAUCAGGAUAGAAGAAAUAGUCUCGGUUCUCGAUUCUGGAUUGAGGGGGUUCAUAUGGUAGUCGGGGAUACUUUUAUAUCUUCUUUUCAACCAGUUGGUGCUCUUAACCUGCUACAUUGAAAGAAACACUGCAGUAUCAUUACAUGUCAUUACAUAAUUUUUUGAACGCUUCCCUAUUUUUUUUAAUUUAACAUUAUGUGAACAGAAUUCAUUUGUUGUUUUCCUUGGGUUCUUACUUUGCUGAUCUUUGCAGGUAGAUUUUCUUUUGACAUUCAUGGUUGAAGGAUGCUCCUCUGUCACAAAAUCUAUGGCCCUUAAAUGUGUUCGUUUUCUGUGUUUCCGGGGAUUCUCUCAUUUUUCAGCCAAAGGGAAUGUUCUGUCAAUAUUAAUGGAUAGAGUAAAUGAUCCUGAACUUCCACUUGCUCUACAAUGUGAUGUCUUGAAAACUCUGCGUCAGGUAAUGUAUAGUAAUUUGACUACGAUUCUUGUCAAUACCUAAAUUUUAUCAAUGCAGUCUGAUGCAUGACUGAUUGUAGCUUUUCAGUGAUCUACCAAAAGUAUGCCAUGAGGAUACACCUCAGUUUAGAGGUCUGGUUAUGUGUGUUCAACUUGCAUCCCAAUCUCCGCACAUUUCAAAGAGGUACUUGUCCCUUGGUUUCCUUGUUGAUAUAGUCUGUAAUACCAAAAGGGCAAGAAAGGGAAAUUAUUCCUGCACUGAGAAACUGCCCCUUGAGUAUGUUAAAUCUCAAUCUCAAGUAAGCACGGACGAAUUUCCUGCUGUAAAUGGUGCUGAUUCGCUGCUGAAAGAUGUCUUUUUGCUUCUAUUUGAUGACAUCGCUUCUGUGCUGAAUAAAUCGGAUAAUGGGACUAUGAGGAAAACAGAAUUUGUUGAGGAUACAGGAUGGAGUGAUAAUGGUUAUGAUAUAAAACAAAAGUACAGAAUUCUCUCCAACUACGUUCUACGGCUUGUACAAGGAUGCCCAGCAUUAAGUGUUGUGGUUCUAAGUAGAUUCAGAAGUUUGAUUGAGGAUAUGGUCUCUCAGAUGGAAAUCGAACUUGACAAGUCAAACCCAUCUUUUGAAAGCCAAGACUAUGCACAAGAUGUCCCAGAGACAAUUAUAUCAUGCAUUCGCUGUUUUGUUAUCCCUUGUCUCAAUCUACUUGAUGAAAAUGGUCAGACUGGUACUGAAGUAUGUGCAGUUGUCGAGCUUCUCAUGGAUAGUUUACAGAAGGUUGACUUUUGUAAUUAUGAUCCUCUUGAAAUGGUCUACUUCCGCCUCUUUUCAUUAAUAUCUCGUUGCGAGAAGUCCGGUCGCAUGCAAAUGAUCUGUUCGUCAGAUGCUUAUUUAGACCCAAAUAUUUCUGAAGAUAUCUUGUGGGUUGAACCUGAAAGAUUUGCCCUUCGAUUAGCAAGAAAAAUGAUGACUAGAAAUAAAUACUGGAUGGUUUAUAAAGCUGGAAAAUAUUCAUUGACUGAAGGGCUCUGGUUUGCAGCUACUUAUGCAUUUAAGAAUUUAAUAGCCAAGGCAAAAUCUGAUUCUUGCCGUUCCUGGUUAAAAUGUCUGAUGUUAUUUUCUGGCGCUGAAACUGAAAUCAGGUUACUUCUGUUUCCAGAGCAUGGUGCAAAGCUAGUCAAUGAACUAUGCUUUGACAUUGACCGUGAAAGGCCUCAUGAGGGUAUUGAAGAAAGAAUGGGAAGCUGUGAGGGUGGAAUUGGUUUGAUGCAUAUGCAUAGAGAAAAGCUUUCUCGGGUUCAUAGAAGAAUUUGCUCUUCCCAGGAAAUCCUAUCAGUCGUCGGGACCCAGAAGGGUGGCUUCUGGUUCCAGAACUGGUUCCUAAACCUCAGAGGAAAGGGUCUUGAAAUCCUUCUGGAACUACUUGGGCAUCUGGAUUCAUGCUCUCGUGGGGAGGGAAACCUGAAUAAACAUGUCCCCUCAGGGAAAAAAUUGCCCAUCAGUUCUUCACUUUCCACGGAUGAUGUUGACUUUUUAUCAUCAAAGUUAUCUCAUAUUUCUCUUCAGUUUAAUAAGUUAGCGAGAGAAUAUGAUUUUAUGAUUGUAUCUUUCAUGGAUAUGGACAUCAAAAGUUAUGCAUUGAUAUCAAGGCUUGCACUUUAUUUUUCAUUGCUGGCAUAUUGCACUGGUUUUCCUCUGUACUUUUGUGAUUCAUCUGGUUCUCAUAAUACAGCCAGCAAUUUAGGACGCUUUGAGAACCCUUCAGGUUUGCUUCUUCUUGAGGAUCUAUCCGGAAGAUUGUUUGAGAUGGAUUAUGAGAGUGAUUUAGAUCUCAAGGGGCGUCUGCCAUUUUCUGGGUGGUCUAGGGGAUGCUCACAGUCCAGAAAACAGACAUCUAGCCUUAGCAGCAGAGAUACGGAUACUCUAUCUGUUUGUAGGUUUGCCACUUGUGGGAUUCAUCACUUGCUGAAGGAGGAUAAAGAAGAUAAAAGUAGAGAAGAAUUUUGCGACAUAUUCAGCAAGGGUCUACACCUUUUGAAUACUACUCUUGUGAAGUGGAUGGGUUUACCUUCCCAGAUCCCACGAUAUUUCUUCAGAUUAGGGUAUGUUUUCAGAAACAUUUCUAUUUAUCGUGAGAAAUAUAUUGAUGUCAAAUCAAAUGUCAAGUUUGUGGCUUGAGAAAAAAUGAGAAUUUAUGAUGUCAAAUCAAAUCAAAUAUAUUGAUGGCCCAUGGAGUCAUCAUCUUGAAAAGUUGGAGGUCAAAUGUUCUAUAAUGAUCAGAUCAAUAUAAAACAAAUGUGCUAACUUUUCGUCUUAUUUUACAGGGAUUGCAUUGGUGCUGAGCUCUUUCUCCUCAGCGACCAAACCAGAAACUCAAAUGAACUCUGCAUCUUGGUGGGAAAUCAGUUGUGUCUACAUCUGUGUAUCCAGAUGAGAAAUAUUUCACCUGUGUACCGUGGUAGGAUUUACAAGAUAUAUUGCAUCCUUACUAUCGAGUCACCUAAACCUGUUCCCGAAGGGAAAAAGAGUAGUAAAGUCCUGACAGGGUUUCAACAGUGGAAAACUGAGGAAACUAUGAAUAUCUACGAACUGCUAAUGUUGCAUAUGAGGAAUGAAGCAGAGAAGAGACAAAAUAUGCGAGCAGUUCCUACGGAUGACGUCGACUUGGUGACCGCGUAUGUUUGCGUUGAGCCCAAUACUCUGGGACAGGGUUUCUCUACAUGCUUGCUUGAUGUCUCAGAUUUUCCCGAGGGUGUAUAUCAGAUCAGAUGGCACAGCUGCUGCGUUGAUAAGAGUGAUCACCUGUGGAGCUUGCCUUCUUUUAAUAAUGGGAUUCCUUUCACCGUCAGAUGUCCUGUUUAG
This is a messenger RNA of Spirodela intermedia, 6609 nucleotides long. NCBI's taxonomy places the organism in Eukaryota, Viridiplantae, Streptophyta, Magnoliopsida, Alismatales, Araceae. The record is from the annotation of a GenBank genome assembly.